AUGAAUUCAACAAAGCCCUCCUGGUUACAAAUAUGGAGACUUCAUGUAGAUCCUAAUACUCUGGUGGCUAAUGUCAUUAAAGCCAAGAACCACCCUCAGGAAGAUGUUCUGAAUGCUAAAGUUGGAAACAAACCAAGUUACCUAUUGAGAAGUCUUCAAGGCAGUAUCGAGCAUGUUAAGAAAGGUAGUUGUUGGAACAUUAGGAAUGACUCUAUACUAGAAAUCACUCUCUAUAACUUAGAGGAGGAUGAAUGGUUAGGGUGGAAGGCUAAUAAAGAUUGGCACUACAAUAUUAAAUCCAACUAUCAUAGUAUUUAUACCUGGAGCAACAACAACCUGAUUGAUGUUUCUGACAUAAACAAGGAAGCUCGGGUUUGGAAGAAGCUUUGGAAAGCUAAAGCUACUCCUAGGAAAAUCAUCCUAGUUUGGAGAUUUCUCAAUGACAUCAUUUCUGUCAGAGAAUACCUCAAUGCUAAGAACAUCACUAAGGACAUCUUGUGCCCUAGAUGCAACUCUAAGAUGGAAACUAUAGACCAAUGUUUUAGUGGCGGACAAAGGGUCCAACAUCUUUGGUACGGAUCCCAACUUAACCAUAAGUUCACAUCUAAUACCUAUAACUAUUUCAAUAGUUGGAGCAGACACAACAUUCCCAUUAUGCCUGAAGAGACCCUAAACAGAUGCAUAAACAUCAUAGACAGUAUAUGGAAAACUUGA
Vicia faba (fava bean) is the source of this 714-nucleotide messenger RNA. The record is from the annotation of a GenBank genome assembly. NCBI's taxonomy places the organism in Eukaryota, Viridiplantae, Streptophyta, Magnoliopsida, Fabales, Fabaceae.